Messenger RNA from Carassius auratus (goldfish), 2411 nucleotides. RefSeq names its product coiled-coil domain-containing protein 85A-like. The record is from RefSeq and is a predicted model, not a curated record. The coding region runs from base 361 to 1623 and encodes 420 amino acids. NCBI's taxonomy places the organism in Eukaryota, Metazoa, Chordata, Actinopteri, Cypriniformes, Cyprinidae. The transcript is spliced from 4 exons.
CAGAAGCGACCAGCCGUGCACCUUCCUCAUGCGCGCGGACAGCGGCCACAGGUUCAGCACCGCACUGAACUGGACAGGAUGCUGACGGACAGAUGGAAACAGACAGGGUCUCUGCCAUAGAGACAGAGGGUCCAACCAUACAGCAAGUGCAUAAGGAGGAGAAGUAUAAGUCCGUACUCUAGGGCUGCAUCCCUAUCUUCAGAGGGGACAGCAUGGGCAGAACAGUUGUCGUUAGAAUGGUAGUGUCAAAAAUUCGAACCUAACAAGAGGGAAUUUGCGUGAAAGCGCGAAUAAAGGAUUUUACUGGCCUUGCGGGCGAUUUGAUUCAUAGCCUAGCACUUCGACAAGUUGCUCGGGAGAAUGGAAAGGCCCACCCAGUCGAGCAUUUCCAAGAACGCAGAAGGUCCCUCAGAGGAUCUUUCCAAACUUACGGACGAGGAGCUUCUGAAAUGGAGCAAGGAGGACCUGGUACGCCGGCUCCGCAGAGCUGAAACUGAGAAGAUGAGCGUCAUAGUGGACCACAGCAAUCUCAUCCGAGAGGUGAACCGCAGGCUUCAGCAGCACCUCAACGAAAUACGUGGUUUGAAGGAGGUGAAUCAGAAGCUGCAAGAGGACAACCAGGAGCUGCGGGACCUCUGCUGCUUUCUGGAUGACGACCGGCAGAAAGGAAAAAAGGUUUCGAGGGAGUGGCAGCGCCUGGGCCGCUACAGUGCAGGAAUCAUGCGUAAGGAGGUGACACUUUACCUGCAGAAGCUGAAAGAGCUGGAGCAGAGGCAGGAGGAAGUGGUGAGGGAGAACCUUGAACUGAGAGAGAUGUGCUUCAUGCUGGAUGAGGAGAAGGGCUCUGGAGGUACUUGUGGGCCAGUGGGUACCGGGGGACCAGCUGGAUGCAGGAAUUCAAUCGAUAGCCAGAGUAGCCUGUCUCACGCUAGCGGUCCUGGGCCUGGCCUACUAAGAGAUGUGGGUGAUGGGAGCAGUACCUCCAGCGCGGGCAGCACUGACAGCCCUGACCAUCUCACACAUAAGCAGCAGCUGUUGGGUGGCCCAGUUGGAGGCAGUCCUGAUCACCUACAUAAGCCAGGCUCAGGGAGGGAGGCAACGGGUCCUGAGCAAGCAAGCCGCAGACAUAGCACCAGCCAGGAGUACGCAGCGCAUACUUUCCCCCAAGUGUGCCGGUCUCGCUGUGGGUCCUUCUCCAGUCCGGAUCAUAAGGGCCUACGGGGUCUGAGUCCAGAGAAACUUGGCAAGAGAGGCAGCCCCGAACAGUUCUCGAAACACUUGCUGGUGUCCUCUCAGCCACCUGGCAGCCCGGACUUUUUCCAGAAGCACAGGGGUAGCAUGGGUAGUGUGUGUGGGAGUCCAGAGCCCAAACAGAUUCUAUCAGGGACACCGGAGCACCUACAGAAGGGCCGUGUCAUAUCUGGGAGCCCUGAGUUGUUGAGGCAUCAGCAUGGAAAGUUUGGAAGCCCCGGCCGAGAUGUGGCACAGAAGAGACCGGGUGUAGAGGAGAUGUCCCCUCAUCAUCGGAGCAUCUAUAGCGGUAUGAAUGCUCUGAUAUCGGCUGGCUGUUGCACCAACUCCUGUAGAAGUGUCAAGCUUUGGGACAGUUUUGAUGCCUCUUGACCAUUGCCUUGACCAGAUCCAGUGGUGGAACCCUGGCUAUGAAAGAGGAUCCCUGUUGGUUUCAUUUAAUUUGCACUGACAGAAAUGGAAGACAAGGAUGUUUUAGCAGCAGUAAGUGUCUCUUGUCCCCGUCCCUCUCCACACUGGUUCCUGCUGGUCUCCCAAUACAACUCACAUCCCUGCAAAACCGAGGCCUGGAGGAAGGAUUCCUUAGGAUUCAAACAGCUGGACAUGACACAUUUGCCAAAAGGAUUUCCCAAAUGGGAGAUUUAUUCAUCUGUUUUUGCCAACACAAAAUAGACCUACCUCCUUUGAACGGAAGCAGACAUAACAAAACAAAAAAAAGUUUGAAAUUGGGAAUGAAAGGUUUUUUAUCCAUUUUGUUUACAGUGAUCACAAAACACACAAUCAAUCCACACUAUAAAAAAAUCAUUUUAUUAAUGAUUCUUUUGUACUGUUUUACAGUUAAAAACGAUCUAAACAUUCUAGAAACAAGAUGCAUUUAUUCACAAAGCAAAACUGCAUAAGACAUUAAGGAUGAGAGUUAAGCUGGUUUUCUGAGAAUAUGCAUACUAAAACAUACUUCUUUUAUUUUUCACACUCAAUUUGUAUUUUUUUUUGUUUUGUUUUAAGCAUAAACCUCACUAAAUGUUGUCAGAUUAAUGCUUAAAACAACAAAAUAUACAAUGCUAACAUGAAAUAUUAAUAUACAUUAUAUAUAAAAUUAUACAUAAAAAUAUGCAAAAUAGCAUGAAAUAUAAAACUUGCUUUAAUAGAUCAUAUAGGAG